CAUUGAAUGAAGGAUCUCUCACACACAGACACACAGAACCUUAAAAAAUGGAAGAAACAAUAGUAAUGUUUCCAGCAGCAGGCAUAGGGCACAUCGUAGGCAUGGUUGAACUUGCCAAGCUCAUCCAACUUCCCCGUUUCUCCAUCACCGUCCUCCUCACCACCGGCUUCUACGACCACCCCUCCAUCGACGACUACAUCCGCCGAAUCUCCGCUCUCCACUCCUCCAUCUCCUUCCUCCGCCUCCCUCCCACCACCCCCGCCACCUUUACAACCGCUGUUAGCUUCGGCGCCAAAGGCUUCAGCUUCCUCAAAAGAAACGCCCCCCACGUAGCCACCACCCUCACUCAAAUCUCCAAAACCGCCAUCGUUAAAGCCUUUGUAAUCGACCUCUUCUGCGCCUCCACCAUGGAAUCAGCCUCUUCAAUGGGAAUCCCAGUGUACUUCUUCUUCACUUCCGGCGCCGCCAUUCUCGCUCUAUAUUCCUACUUUCCGAAACUCCACCAAGAGUGCAGCGUGUCGUUUAAGGAUAUGGUCGGGGUCGAACUGCGAGUGCCGGGAAACGCGCCGUUGAAGGCGGUGGAACUGCCGCAACCCAUCUUGGACAGGGACGACCUUGCGUACUGGGACAUGCUGGACUUUUGCACGCUCCUACCGAAGGCGCGUGGGAUUAUAGUUAACUCGUUUGAAGAGCUUGAGCCUGCGGCAGUUAACGCCGUCGCGCAGGGCUCGUGUUUCCCAGACGCAACCCAUGCGCCUCGUCUUUACUACAUCGGACCACUCAUCGCGGAGCCCCAACAAUCAGGUUGGCUUUCUUGCGGUAGUUUACCUUAGUUUUAGUUGACUUUAAGUUGUCAUAAUUUCAUUCGA
Vigna umbellata (rice bean) is the source of this 869-nucleotide messenger RNA. The record is from RefSeq and is a predicted model, not a curated record. NCBI's taxonomy places the organism in Eukaryota, Viridiplantae, Streptophyta, Magnoliopsida, Fabales, Fabaceae.